AUGAACUCAAUGCCCACAACUUACGACUUCCACUCCAUCAGCCCGACAGCCCUGGAGUCCAACUCCUUAUUCGGAGAGCACGACAUGUCUUCUGAGAUGCAUGGCAACCCAGCCAACAUGUGGAGUAGUCUGUCACAGCCUGCAUUCGACGGCGGCCUGGAAAAACUCCUCAACAAUUGUGGCACAUCGAUGGAGCGAUACGGUCAAGUGACACCGCCAGAUGACGCGAACUUGCACGAAAUGACAAAGUCUUUCGGCAAGAGAGCUGACUCUGGGGCCUCCGGGAUGGAAGUUGACGACGCCUCGAGUAUGUCUCCUCGCAGUUCCAUGUCCAACAAGCGACCCUCAGUAAGAUCAUCCCAGAAGAGUCGGAAAGAGAGUCGGGCAUCAGAAGAUGGCUUGACGGGCGACAAGAAAGAUAAAUACCGAGAGAAGAAUCGCGUCGCUGCGGCUAAGUGUCGCGCGAAGAAGAAGGAACACACCGACCAACUCGAAGACACCUUCCGUACGCAGAGCGCAAUGAACAGCGCACUGAAACAGACCGAGAAGUCUCUGCGUGAUGAGUUGUCGUACUGGCGUACACAAGCACUACAACACACCUUCUGCAGUUGCCACCCCAUCCAGGAAUACAACAUGAGGAAAGCCCAGAGCAUGACAUUUGGCACCAACUACGGCGCAACAUCUUCUCCAGUCAUUGCAGAUGGUCGUUCGUCAUUCAGUCAGAACCAUAUGCGGUCAGCCUCCGCUGCCGAUAUGGCUUCUCCUGUGAUGAGCGAAGUAAGUGGCAAGACACCUUCGGUGAUCUCUAUGUCGGGCGCGCCCGAUUCAGAGCUUAGGGACGUGACCAGAAGACAGUAG
This is a messenger RNA of Aureobasidium uvarum, 858 nucleotides long. The record is from the annotation of a GenBank genome assembly. NCBI's taxonomy places the organism in Eukaryota, Fungi, Ascomycota, Dothideomycetes, Dothideales, Saccotheciaceae.